CGCCCUGCCGUGAAGAAAAGAAAAUUGAACUGCGCUCUCCCUCUCUCUCUCUCUCAUUUUUGUUUUCCCCGGUUAUUAUUUGGAUCACAUUUCCCUCCCUCUCUCUCCCUUAGCCACAAUUGCAGUUAGUGGACCGCGCGUCCAACCCUCAAAGCCCACCAUGCCCACGUCAAACCCAUCCCACCAAUCACACCGCGAGUCGCUCCCCACGCACACAAAAAACCCCAUUACUUGUCCUCUCCUUCUUUCCUUUUCCAUUUUCGUUUCUUUUCUCUACUUUUUUCACCUCAUUAUCCUUCAACAUAAAUAACAAAAUUCGGCAGCGCUCCACGUGGCUAAAACCCAUCACUUCCUUCAAAUACUCCCGGAGAGAGAAGAGGGUGGAGGGGGUAAGGGGUUUAUCGCUGACCGGCUAUCGCCCGGUCAUGGGCGCUGGGUUACCGGCCCGCCCGGUUUUGUGGUCAAACGUUCUUUGGAAGGAUAUAAAAACAGACGACGAAGAAGGAGAGGGGUUUAAGGCAGCAAAAAGCCACUGUUGUUUCUCUUCUUUCAUGGUUUUUCCCUUCUCGUUGUUGUUGUCUGUGUGUUUUUAUUGAGAGAGAGAGAGGUUUUUCUGUUACCCUCUUCCCUCUUCUUAUGUUUCUUUUGAGUUCGAGGUAAGAAUGAAAAUGAGGAACUAGAAUGCAGAGAGAUUGAUUUCGGUGGCGAUGGCGGAUUUGUUUUCUUCCGUCUUGUUGCAUUGAAUUGGAAUUGAUAAUUCUCUCCCCUGAUCUCUUCUGCCUGGUCCGAUUUUCCACCUCCGAUCCCGAUCUGCGUCGCGCCGGCUCGGUUGGGCUCUUUCUGUACAUAUUGUUCGACGGAAUUCUCUCAAGAUUGACGUUAAUCUCGAGGUCAGUGGUGGUAAGUGUUAGAUCAGGCUAAUGUUGGUGGAAUUCCCUGCUCCACUUUCUUCUUCCUUGCUUCUGUUCUGUCCCACGAUUGUGUUGUUUCAAUUGUGUGCGAGCGAGCUGCGAUUCUUUCGAUCUUGCCGAAAAUAAAAAAAAAUUAAGGGUGAAAGUGAUUCUCUGUUUUGCUUUCGUGGCCUGAGAUCGGGAUCUGAUCGUGGAUGUGAGGCGGUUUGCCGGAAUUCUGGGUUUGGGAGGGAACUGCAGUUUUUUUUUUUACAUAGAGGAUAUGAAGUUUCACUGCUUUUUGUUCUAAAAAAAGUCAGCAGCCUUAUUUGAAUUCCAGGAGGUUGUACUUGUUUUUUUGUAAAAUCGGCUUUCUUCUUCUGGUGGUGCGUCUGUUGUUUUUAAUUACUGUGGGCAUUGCUGAAUUACUGGUAGAUUGUUUUCUGGAGCUGAAUUAUCUUCCAGCAUGAGUCUUUCUUGACGUGUCUGUUGUAGAUUUGUGCCAUUUGAAAAUCAGGAUGUUCUGAUUGCACUAAUUGCAGCUGCGGCUGCUUAAGUUUUGUUAAGGUUCAGUAAUGGUGUUAUGGAUCUCUUUUUGAUGGGCUCAGAAUUCAGAUUGAUAUUGAGAUUGUUUCAGUUCAAUUUUGAUUUGGUUUUCAUGUUGAUGAGCAGAUCAAUGAUGAUUGUGUUUGUUUGGAAUAAACUUAUAGAUUGAAUGCAUUCAAUAUUGAAGCCAGAAUAGCUUGUUGACAUUUUCCUUGUUCUUUUGGUUGAUCGCAGUGCUGUGAUCCCCGAUUGCAACAAUUCUUGUUUGAUAAGUGCCCAUCUGGUAUGUAUGCUUGAGAUAUGGUGUUUAAGAAGAGACAAUCUCAUGGUUUUAACAAUCUCCACUUCCCUUCUGUUCCCAAGGCUCCCAGAUCUGCCAGAAGGGCCUUUCAUAAGAGGAUAGUUGAGGACAGCCAAAUCUGUGCAUUUGAGUUACUUGCUUCUCUAGCUGGAAAGCUAUUACAGGAGAGUGAAAGCUCAUCUGCUUCUAGUAAUGCAUCUGAUGCAAAUGACCGGCCUGCAAUUAGUGAUGGUGUUGUUAAAAGAGAGCAAGUUGAGACUAAACCUGUGAAAACAGAGUGCUUGGAUUUGGGAAGCUGCGAAGAGAGCAUUUUCCUCCCUGACUACGGUUCACCUAGCAGUGACAGUAGGGGAAGUCUGAAUGAAAUUCCACUGCCAGCUGAGAGUGAUGCCAUUUUGGAGCGGUAUUCAACUGUCUCGAAUUCCGAUUCCUCAGAGAAAGGCAAUAGUGAUGUAAAACCAAUCCACGGUGAAAAGGCACCUAAGUUGGAGGGAGUCCCUCCUGUUACUGUAGAGCCUUGUGAUGAAAAACAAGAAAAUGGGGUUGGCAGUCAGCCAUUGGCUGAUGGGAUGGAGACUCGGGGGUUGAUCCUUCAUAAUGCCUGCAGUUCAAAGGAUCCCAUGGAGUCAUGCCUGAGGAAUCCUGCAUUGAUAAACUCAGACAACACUGCCAAACAUUUAUCCCGUGGGAAUUCCCUUCCCAGGGCUUCUGAUUUGAAGCAUGGGAAUGGUGUUAAGUUAGGUAUUAGAGAUGAUGAUGAAAACUUUUUUAGGUUUAAUAAAUUAAGCAGCAGAAGAAAGGCAUUUAGGCCUUCAUCUAGAAUUGGAGACAGAAGAAUAAGAAAACUACUGUCAUCCAAAUACUGGAAAGCAGCACCGAAGCUGAAAGACUAUGAGCUAACGAGACCUUAUUUGGGGAUGAAGCCUCUUCAUCAUAAGAGGAAGUUGUCUUGCAACCCUGACAAAACUCAGGGCGACAUUCUUUACAAGAGGAGGAAGUUUUCUGACCGUAGCGUAGUCAUAGCAUCUGAUAGGGGUUUUAGCGGUGAAAGUGUUUGUAACUCUCCUGAGAAAGGCACGUCUGGAGACAAUGGUUCAGCAGUAUUGUGUUAUGGAGAAAAUGGCAAGUCAUCUCCCGUUAUUGGUAAUCAAGCCCAGCUCCGGUCGAAGGAUUCUCAUGUUAAACUGAGCAUCAAGUCCUUCAAAAUUCCAGAACUUUUCAUUGACGUCCCAGAAACUGCAACUGUUGGUUCUCUCAAGAGAACUGUUGUGGAAGCUGUAACUUCUCUACUUGGUGGUGGUUUACGUGUUGGGCUGGUUCUUCACGGAAAGAAGGUCAGGGACGAUAACAGAACCCUUUUGCAGACUGGCAUCACUUCUGCUGAAAGCCUUGAGACUCUGGGUUUUACCCUGGAGCCUAAUUCAGUGCAAGCUCCUGUGCCCUUGUGCAGUGAAGAGCCUCCUGCUAUUUUCCCAUGUGAAACAUCCCACCUUAUAUCAAGGUCCCCAGAGACUACAAUUGUAGAGUCACUAAAGCUUAUUGACUCACCCAGGCUUGCUCCUUCUCCACCAACAAAUCAGGUUGACUACAACAGUGAGACUACUGAUCAGGAACCACUUUCCUGUAAUGCUGACAUAGUAGCUGACAACAAAUCACCAUCAGAUUUCAAAGCUCUGGUUGCAGUUGAACCAGCAAGUGCUGAGGCACUUGCUGUUGUUCCCCUCAACCAGAAAUCUAGGCGAUCUGAGAAUGUACAGCGUCGAACUAGGAGACCAUUCUCAGUCUCCGAAGUAGAGGCACUUGUCCAAGCCGUUGAAGAACUUGGCACUGGAAGGUGGCGGGAUGUUAAGUUGCGAUCUUUUGACAAUGCUGACCAUCGAACAUAUGUUGACUUGAAGGAUAAAUGGAAGACAUUAGUCCACACAGCCCAGAUUGCUCCGCAGCAAAGAAGGGGAGAGCCAGUUCCUCAGAAGCUUCUUGACAGAGUGUUGGCUGCACACAGCUACUGGUCGCAGCAUCAAGCCAAGCAACAUACCAAAAAUGCAGCUGCUGUUGCCACUGCGACUGCAACUGCAACACCGACGGUGCUGCAGAUAACAGACGGGCAGGCGAUUGAGGCUUGAAGAAGGAGGCGGGUAACAUUUCACUUGGUAUAAUAGUGUACAAAAGGAAGGGAAACUACUACAACCACUACUUGUUGACCGGGAAGGAACAGGGGAAGGCACAGAACAGGGUGACAAAGAAGAACAGCAGCAAAAUUGUACAAAAUGCAACAAUUGAUUUCUCAGAAUGUUUAUUAUGUAAUACACUCACACUUGUCUUUACAACAAUUCAUUCCCAGUGUUUCCCCUCCCCCCCAUUGGAGACCAGGGGAGAAGGAAAGCUUGGGCAUUUUGUAAAUUGAUUCAGUUCCAUGAAAUAAAUCCCCUCUAGGGGGAGUGGCUCAGCCUAAUAGGAACAUUAAAAUUUCCCAAUUCUUUGAUUUAAUCUGGUGUAAAAGAUUAUGUGUAGCUCAGGUUCAAAGGAACAUUUGAAAAAUGAGAGAUUUUUGUUUCUCAUAUCUUCACCUCGCUCGUCUCUUUUAAUUUUGAUUACUGUCGUACUCGAUCUGCGACGCAUCAUAAGUUGCUCCCCUUUCGAUACAUGUAUGUCUUGUUUCGAUUCACGGACAGACGUAAACUACUACUAGCUUUAGCUAUCAUGAAUCAUUUGUAUAUCCUUUGCAGCAUUGUAUGUUCUGCAAAAAGAAAGUGGAAUGAAACUGUUGGAUUGUGAAGAGGGGAAAGCAUCAAGGUAAAGUAAUUGGAGCUUGAAAGGCAGGCAGAGAAGGGUGGUGGUGGGAGUAGGCGCAAAAUUUCUUUACGGCUAAAACUCUAUUCCUUGCACGCAACCGCCAUGUGACAUUUUUAAGCCAAACCGAACCCAACAGCACACACUGUCUCUCUCUCUGUUUUGUGAAGAAGAAUUGGAACUUUGGAGGGAAUAUAAAGAGAAAAGAAAGAC
Linum trigynum is the source of this 4740-nucleotide messenger RNA. NCBI's taxonomy places the organism in Eukaryota, Viridiplantae, Streptophyta, Magnoliopsida, Malpighiales, Linaceae. The record is from the annotation of a GenBank genome assembly.